UCGUGUGUGUCUGCGCAUGAAGCGUGUUAGUGUUGUGGUGUCUGAGCUGAGUCUCUGAGCUGUUGGAGUAACAAUGCUUUCAGUUCAGUAUCUGAGAGAGUUUAUCAACGAGCGGCUAACUGCUGCUGCUGAAGAAAUAUUCACAGAGUUUGAAAAAACCAUCGUCCAGUACGAGGAAGAGAUCGAGCUUCAGCGCAGACUGCUGGAUAUCACCUGGAAACCCGAAAUAAAGCUGCACAGGACAGAACUUAGACAGAGUCUUUGCAGUAAGGAGGAGGAGGCUCUCCCUGAGCAGAAGCUCUGGAAACAGGAGAGGAGCUCCAGUCUGGACCAGGAGGAACCAGAACCUCCACAGAUUAAAGAGGAAGAGGAGGAACUCUGCAGCAGUCUGGAGGGAGAGCAGCUGGUACUGAAGGAGGAGACUGACACCUUUAUGGUGUAUGCUGCUCCUUAUGUGGAAAGAGGCCCCAAUGAGCAGCUCCUCAGUGAGAACUCUCCUGAAAGUAGGAGUAGAGAUCAGGGAGGGAGCGAGGAUGGAGACUCAGACCUCCCACAGCAUCAUGAUGUUGAGGAGGAGGAGGAGGAGGAGGAUCUCCCUGAGCAGCAGCUCUGGAACCAGGAGAGGAUCUCCAGUCUGGACCAGGAGGAACCAGAACCUCCACAGAUUAAAGAGGAAGAGGAGAAACUCUGCAGCAGUCUGGAGGGAGAGCAGCUUGCACUGAAGGAGGAGACUGAUACCUUUAUGUUGACUGCUGCUUAUAAGGAAAGAGACCACAGUGAACCAGAAUCAGACAGGGAGCAGCUCCUUUCUUAUAGCUUUGCUGACACCAACGGCAGAGAUCAGCGAGCAAACAAGUAUGAAGACUCGGCAUCAACUGGAACUGCAGAGCAAAAGCCAAAGAAGAGAAAUCAGAAAGAACUCCCACAGCAGCAUGUCUGUAAGGAGGAGGAGGAGGUUCUCCCUGAGCAGCAGCUCUGGAACCAGGAGGUCCAGUCAAGUCGGGACCAGGAGGAACCAGAACCUCCACAGAAUAAAGAGGAACAAGAGGAACUCUGCAGCAGUCAGGAGGGAGAGCAGCAUGCACUGAAGGAGAAGACUGAUACCUUUAUGGUGUUUGCUGCGGAUGAAAGAGGCCACAGUGAACCAGAAUCAGACAGGGAACAGCUCCCCUCUCACAGCUCUCCUGAAACUGAGAGCACACUUGAAAAAUCCAGCAAUAAUGAAGAUUCAGAGUUAACUGAAAAUGUGGAGUCAAUACCAAAGAAGAGACGGAGAACUCACACUGAUGUAGACAGCUCACCUGCUUCAGAAAGCCAGAGUAAUGCUGGCACAGGUAGAAAGUCUGACGUUAUCAAGAAUCAGUUCCGAACAAAAAACACCACACUGCUACGACUUUACGUGCUUGCACAACAUGUGGGAAAGAAUUUAGCAGUGGUUAUUUGUCUGUCCACAUGA
Messenger RNA from Archocentrus centrarchus (flier cichlid), 1456 nucleotides. RefSeq names its product golgin subfamily A member 6-like protein 22. Lineage: Eukaryota; Metazoa; Chordata; Actinopteri; Cichliformes; Cichlidae. Bases 74 to 1456 code for a protein of 460 amino acids. The transcript is spliced from 4 exons. The record is from RefSeq and is a predicted model, not a curated record.